Meriones unguiculatus (Mongolian gerbil) is the source of this 1891-nucleotide messenger RNA. Its product is annotated as eukaryotic translation initiation factor 1A, X-chromosomal-like. The coding region runs from base 381 to 815 and encodes 144 amino acids. Gene Ontology annotation, biological process: translational initiation. The record is from RefSeq and is a predicted model, not a curated record. Gene Ontology annotation, molecular function: translation initiation factor activity; RNA binding. Gene Ontology annotation, cellular component: cytoplasm. The transcript has 3 exons. NCBI's taxonomy places the organism in Eukaryota, Metazoa, Chordata, Mammalia, Rodentia, Muridae.
CGUUGCGAGGGGCGGGACCUGCACCGGAACUCCGCGGAAGGGGCGUGGCUGGCCGUUGCCUAGGAAGGGCGCGUGGUCUUGCUGCUCGCCGAGCUGUGACGGAGAGGGGGUUCCGCUGCAUUUUGUCGCUACUCGGGAGACUACACCUUCCUGAGAACCAGGCCAGAAACGGAAUUAUUUUGUUGCCAGCAGAAGCCAGGUCUCUGGAAUACUGUUUGCUGCCUGUGGAUCUUCUAUUCUUAUGAUUUACCAGAAAGCUCCAGUAGCAGCUACACAGUUGCUUCAUAUCUACUGCUGUUAGAUACUUACUGUCGCCCAUCCUAGUGGUAGCUCUUGGAAAAGAGUCAUAUCAGCUAUUUCCUGUGGUUGCCCUUACCAUCAUGCCAAAGAAUAAAGGCAAAGGAGGCAAAAACAGGCGCCGAGGUAAAAAUGAAAAUGAAUCUGAAAAAAGAGAGUUGGUGUUUAAAGAGGAUGGGCAAGAAUAUGCGCAGGUGAUCAAAAUGCUGGGAAAUGGACGGUUGGAAGCAAUGUGUUUUGAUGGUGUGAAGAGGCUAUGCCACAUCAGAGGAAAGUUGAGAAAAAAGGUUUGGAUAAAUACCUCAGACAUUAUAUUGAUUGGUCUACGAGACUAUCAAGAUAACAAAGCUGAUGUAAUCUUAAAGUAUAAUGCAGAUGAAGCAAGAAGUCUGAAGGCAUAUGGAGAACUUCCAGAACAUGCUAAAAUCAACGAAACGGACACGUUUGGUACUGGGGAUGAUGAUGAAAUCCAGUUUGAUGAUAUUGGAGAUGAUGAUGAAGACAUUGAUGAUAUCUAAGCUGAACUAAGCAUUGUUACAUUCCGUGUUCUUUGAAGAUAGUUCUACACACUUGGAAUGUUGACCUUCAGCUGUUAAGUAAACUUUAUUUAGCAUGAGUAUGACUUAGUGCAGAUUGAUGUAUUUUUAUUCUUUAAAGUAUAUUUCUUUGAAAACCAAAGAUGUUGAGUUAAGUGACACAUUAACACUUUGUGCUUAUGGAUGUAAUUGAAUUAAGAGUACAGCAGUGUGUACUGUUAGGAGACUGCCUUCCCAUUUGUGACUCUUCAUUUCUGGCACGUGUUUUGUACCAGCAGUUCUGCCUGGUAAUCAUCGUGGGCCUGGUAAGCCCUUGGCCAGCCCAUUGCUUCGGGUCUUUAUAGUCUGGUCAUCUGGCUGUGCUUUGAGCCUUCUCAUCAGACUUUAGAUAAUGCCAGGCUACAUUUGGAGUCAGACUGCACCUAUUUUUCUAUGUAUAGAGCCAGGCCACCUUUUACGUUCAGGUUCUAUACAUUUUAUCCUUUACAUGUUGCCACGCAUAAAUAGGCAUUUUAUAGUGCAGUUUUAAAAUUACAUGGGAAGCAAUUUUUUGAGUUUUAAAGGUUAGUCAUUGUAGAAAUUAAAUACUUAGGUUGUAAUCUGUUACUUGAGUUUAGAAACAUAAUAGUUGACAAUGUUUAUGUGAUUUUUACUUUUCUAAGGUAUACACAAAAAUAGAAAAUGAAAAUAAAGAGAAAUAAAUAUGUUCUGAUACUCACAUAGAGGAAUUUUCAAAGAAGAUAGUUGGUAAUAGCACAUAAAAUAAAAUAUUUUUUACUUUGCAAAGUAGGUUGUGUUAAAAAGUCAUUUUCAAAAAAUUAGCUACUAUAUUGAGGCUUUGAAUGAUUUAAUUACUAUGUAUAGGCUAACGUUAAUUGCAUAAUUGUAUAAAUGUCUUCCUUGAACUAAACUUAGGUUAAAGGGAAAGGAGCCACAGCUUUAUGAGAAGGUGAUUUCUACUUUCUGAAUGGUGUUGGUAUAAAAUUAGUUUUUCUUUUUAAUAUGUUCAUUAUCUCUGCUAUAUAAUAAAAAUAAACAACUGGAUAAUUUCUAGUUCA